This is a messenger RNA of Acinonyx jubatus (cheetah), 966 nucleotides long. RefSeq names its product transmembrane emp24 domain-containing protein 2. Gene Ontology annotation, cellular component: Golgi apparatus; endoplasmic reticulum-Golgi intermediate compartment; COPII-coated ER to Golgi transport vesicle. Lineage: Eukaryota; Metazoa; Chordata; Mammalia; Carnivora; Felidae. The record is from RefSeq and is a predicted model, not a curated record. Gene Ontology annotation, biological process: intracellular protein transport; Golgi organization; endoplasmic reticulum to Golgi vesicle-mediated transport.
UCACUCCAAAACCCCAUCAGUAGCUGCAGAAAUAAUGAUUACUCCAAGAGGCGGCGUAGAGAAAGGCUGAGUAUCAGUCUCAGCAGAGGAGGUUAGGGAAGGCUUGGUGGAUAACAGAGAUGAUUAAAUUGGUUCUUGAAGGAGCUGAGGUGAUGGUGGCUGAGGAGGCAGUGGUGGCAGUGGUGGUGGUGGUGGCUCUGGAAGCCCUGCUCUGGGUCCUGGCUUCAGUCCCAGUCUCCCCAUGGUGAUGAUCCCUGAGUGGCUGGUGCUCCUGGCCACCCUUCAGGCCACAGCCUUGGGCUACUUCAUCGGCAUUGAUGUGCAUGCAGAGGACUGGGUCGCCUCAGGCAUCAACAUGGGCCUCAUCUUCCAGGUGGCCAAGGGUGGCUUCCUGGACAUAGAUGUGGAAAUUACAGGGCCUGACAAUAAAAGAGUUUAUAAAGGAGACAGAUUGAUCAGUGGGAAAUACAUAUUGGCUGCUCAUAUGGAUGGAACAUAUAAGUUUUGUUUUAGGGACAGGAUGUCUACCAUGACUCCAAAAAUGAUGUUCACCACUGAUAUUGGGGAAGUCCCCAAAGGACAAGGCAUGGAAAGAGCUCAUGAGAACAAGCUAGAAGAAAUGAUUGAUGAGUUGGCAGUGGCAAUGACAAGUGUAAAGCACAAGCAGGAAUGCAUACAAGCGGAGAGAAUACACAGAGUGAUUAGUGGCAACACAAACAGCAGAGUGGCCCUUUGGUCCUUCUUUGAAGCUCUUGUUCUAGUUGCCACGACACUGGGACAGAUCUACUACAUGAAGAGAGUUUUGUGAAGUGUGGAAGAUUGUUCAGAAAGCCUUUUUUUUGAUGAUCUCAAAAUCAUAAUUCACUGUUUACCAAAUAUCUAGGUCAUAAUAAUGUCAUUAGUUUCUAUAAUUUUACUUUUGGAACUGUAUAUUCACAGCUUAUGUUUCUUUGUGAUUAAUAGAUA